This is a messenger RNA of Phragmites australis (common reed), 1162 nucleotides long. RefSeq names its product peroxisomal membrane protein 11-1-like. Lineage: Eukaryota; Viridiplantae; Streptophyta; Magnoliopsida; Poales; Poaceae. Gene Ontology annotation, cellular component: peroxisomal membrane. Gene Ontology annotation, biological process: peroxisome fission; regulation of peroxisome size. The coding region runs from base 173 to 886 and encodes 237 amino acids. The record is from RefSeq and is a predicted model, not a curated record. The transcript is spliced from 8 exons.
AUCUCAAUCCACACAAAACGAAUGGCGCGGUGCAGUAGCUGAGGAAGCUACUCCAGCAGCUGGAAGGCCUCGGCUAACACCAGGUAGCCUCCCCUCCUCUAUCCAGGAAUCCCUUCACUUGUUCUCCCUUCUGACCCCUUCUCUGUUUCAUCGUCAGCAAGAGGAGAGGAAGAUGAGCUCGUUAGAUGCCACAAGAGCUGAGCUCGGCCUCGUGGUUCUGUACCUGAACAAAGCCGAGGCUCGGGACAAGAUCUGCAGGGCGAUUCAAUACGGGUCAAAGUUCAUAAGCAACGGGCAGCCUGGCACGGCACAGAACGUCGAUAGAGCGACCACCUUAGCUCGAAAAGUUUUUCGGCUUCUCAAGUGGGUCAAUGAUCUGCAUGCUCUUAUCAGCCCGCCUGCUAAAGGGACUCCUCUUACACUGGUCCUGCUUGGGAAGUCAAAAAAUGCGCUGCUUUCGACGUUCUUGUUCCUGGAUCAAUUUGUGUGGGCAGGACGAUCGGGGAUAAUCAAGAACAAGGAGGGGACGGACCGGGUUGCCAGGCUAUCCCUGUACUGCUGGAUGGCUUCUUCUGUCUGUGCAGGUCUAGUUGAGCUAGGAGAGCUUAAAAGGCUAUCGAAAUCGAUGAGGAAGCUCGCAAGAGAGCUGAGGGGAACCGAUAAGUACGAGAAUGAACAGUACCGCAGCAAAAUGAGACAGUCAGAUGAACGUCUCCUGGCUCUGGUCAAGGCGGCCAUGGACGUGGUCGUAGCCAUCGGGCUUCUUCAGUUAGCGCCCAAGAAGGUCACUCCGAGAGUGACAGGAACGUUUGGAUUCAUAACCUCGCUCAUCUCCUGUUAUCAGCAACUUCCUUCACGUGCUCCUGCGGCCAAGGUCAAGGCAUGAUCAGGACUGUUACCGCGUUCAAGUCCAAAGGGAGACAAGUUUGAGCUGCAUUUCGCCAUGGAUCCUAUAAUUUUAAGUGGCUUUAUAGAAUAUUAUGGAUUCUCUGUACGGCUUUAUGCUUUCACACAGUACCUGCUUUUGAAUGGUAAUGGACAUGGUUGUGUGUUGCAUGUUCACCUCUCGUGCUCAUCUAUGCCACAGUAGAUACUAAUAGUGUGUAUAUCCAGCUCUUUUUCCUUCUAUUUUUUAUAUAAAUAAACCGCACGUAUGGAUCUA